Messenger RNA from Saccharomyces eubayanus, 984 nucleotides. RefSeq names its product SAM complex subunit SAM37 (gene SAM37). The record is from RefSeq and is a predicted model, not a curated record. Gene Ontology annotation, biological process: mitochondrion organization. The coding region runs from base 1 to 984 and encodes 327 amino acids. NCBI's taxonomy places the organism in Eukaryota, Fungi, Ascomycota, Saccharomycetes, Saccharomycetales, Saccharomycetaceae. Gene Ontology annotation, cellular component: SAM complex. The transcript has a single exon.
AUGGUUAACGGCUGUGUACAUUUAUGGGGUGAGAACGGCAAGCCAUCUUUGAUUUCAGCUGAAAGCGUCGCCCUUGUAUGGUUUAUCAAGGCAUGUCGUUCAGAACAGACGAAAGAUUUGGUUAAGGGACUGGAAGUAGUAUUCUCCAAUAAUACAGAUUUAUCGCCGGACGGGAAACUACCAGUGUUGAUUUUAGAUGAUGGGAUGAAAGUUACCGGCUAUGUGAACAUCGUUCUAUGCUUAAAGAGAAAUACACAUACUGCCAAACAUGAAAAAAACAAAAAUGAUGAAGGGUCUUUAGUAAUUGUUAGUAAAGAAGACCGUCUUUUGGAGUAUGCGUUAUUGAAUUUUAUUGACUCAGAAAUGGCAACACUGACCGACUACCAGCUUUUCUUAAACACAAAAAACUACAAUGAGUAUACCAAAAAAUUAUUCUCAAAACUGUUGUAUUUUCCUAUGUGGUAUAAUACCCCAUUGCAACUAAGAUUGCAAGCACGUGAAAAUUGCCAAGAGAUCAUAGGCUCUAUAACUCUCGAGGACGAUGAAGAAUUUAUAGAAAGUAAAGCACUGGAGUCUGCAUCGCAGUUGGCUCAAUCAAAGACUUUCAAGAUUACACAUGAGAAUAAAGUGAAGAAUAAGCAAGAGCUACAGCAAGUUAAGUAUAAUCUACAAUUUGAUAAUAGAUUACAGAAUUGUAUCAAGCAUUGGUUGGAGGUCCGCGAGAAACUAGACGAAUCUAUGGUACUUCCUUCCGAUAUUCUUUUCCAUGCCAAUAUUUACGUCCAACUAAAUUUGCCUGAUGGGAAUCGUAUCCGUUCAAAAUUGGAACAAACGUUUGGAGACGAGUUUAUCAACAAUACAUCAAACAAGAUGGAGGAAAUUGCUCAGAGUUCUGACGAAGAUCUGGGGCAAAGAGAUCCUCACUUCAAAGAACAAGGGAAUGUUGUGAUGUCAUUAUACAAUUUAGCCUGUAAAUACAUAUAA